AUCUUUUAGUUCACGGAUCCUUAAAACCCCAUAUAAAUUCAAUUGUUAUCCGGAUUCCAGGGUAAACAUGUCUACUGCAGGUAUUAAAGUUUAAUCUCACAGAAUCAGGACUUUAUGCUGUCUUGCCAUGGCUCACAAUGGCAAUCUCUGCAAAUGUUGGUGGGUGGAUUGCAGAUUCCCUGGUGAGGAAAGGCGUAUCAGUGACUGUAGUCAGAAAGAUUAUGCAAACAAUAGGAUUUCUUGGACCUGCUUUCUUUUUAACCCAGUUGAGCCAUGUUGACUCUCCUGCAAUGGCAGUUCUAUGUAUGUCAUGCAGUCAGGGAAGUGAUGCGUUUUCACAAUCUGGUUUGUAUUCAAACCAUCAGGAUAUAGCUCCACGGUAUUCUGGAGUACUACUUGGACUAUCUAAUACUGCUGGGGUGCUGGCUGGUGUUUUUGGCACAGCAACAACUGGUUACAUCUUGCAACAUGGUUCUUGGGAUGAUGUCUUUAAGGUUUCAGUUGGGCUUUACUUGGUUGGAACUCUAGUUUGGAAUGCCUUUUCGACUGGUGAGAAGAUUAUUGACUGACACUUCUAAGUGAUUUCCAUGGAGGCAGCAACUUAAGCCCUUCGAGUUAUGCUGGACGUUAGCUGCAAUCACGAAGGCGUGACUAUUCGAGUUGAAAGGAGUUUUAGACCGAUUUAGUCGAGAAUAGGUGGGAUUACUUUUGGCAUGCCAGAAGACAACAAUGGGGAACACAACUCUUUUCGACACUGGGUUGAUUAGACCAGGAGAUUCCAAGAUUUCCACGACUAUACCAGACUAUAUUUCACCUGAUGCAACAACCAAAUGAAGAAGAAUACAUUACUGACAUAGCUUGUAAAUCUGUGUAAAGUUACUAAUCAAAUUCUGCACUAGUAGUAUAUACCUAAAACAGUUUCUAUAUUUUCUUGCGUUGGGUAAGAAUUAUGAACCGACGUAUUUAAUUCCACUAACCAAUUUUUGGCU
Nicotiana attenuata is the source of this 989-nucleotide messenger RNA. Its product is annotated as probable anion transporter 1, chloroplastic. NCBI's taxonomy places the organism in Eukaryota, Viridiplantae, Streptophyta, Magnoliopsida, Solanales, Solanaceae. Bases 138 to 569 code for a protein of 143 amino acids. The transcript is spliced from 5 exons. The record is from RefSeq and is a predicted model, not a curated record.